AUGAUUAGACACCUAAACUAUUACCGUUGCAGCAGCUCAAAAGGGUGUGGGGCCAGAAAGCAAGUUGAACGGAGCAACGCCGAUCCCAAUUCUUUCAUCAUCACUUACACCGGCGAACACAUUCAUCCACGUCCGACUCACCGGAAUUUCCUCGCCGGAAGUUCUCGGAACAGGUCACUCUCCUCCGUCACCAACAAAAACCCCACUGGAGAUCCCAAUCCAUCUCUGACCACCACGGCUCUGGUGGGCUCUGGUUCUUCACCGGCUGAUUCUCCGAUGACACCGUUCAACGAUGACUAUGGCGGAGGAGACGAGAAAGAGGGAGAGAUGUUUGAGGAUAUGGCGAUCGAUAGCGAUGAUGAUUACGACGAUAUUCUGAUUCCAAACUUGAUGGUGAGAGAUGAAAUCUUUGCUGGGUUUGAUGAGAUUAGGAGGCGGCGACCACCAUAAUUCCGGCAACCGUGGGGGCGGAUUGAACUGAAAUAAUACUUUUCUUAAUCACAGAAUGACUUUAGUCAUAUAAUCAUGUAAUUAGAUUUGGUUUAAGUGAAGUAAUUUUAAGUUUUUGUUAAUUCAAAAUUUACA
Messenger RNA from Cucurbita maxima (winter squash), 585 nucleotides. Its product is annotated as probable WRKY transcription factor 27. The transcript is spliced from 2 exons. NCBI's taxonomy places the organism in Eukaryota, Viridiplantae, Streptophyta, Magnoliopsida, Cucurbitales, Cucurbitaceae. Gene Ontology annotation, molecular function: transcription cis-regulatory region binding; DNA-binding transcription factor activity. The record is from RefSeq and is a predicted model, not a curated record. Gene Ontology annotation, biological process: regulation of DNA-templated transcription. Gene Ontology annotation, cellular component: nucleus. Bases 1 to 450 code for a protein of 149 amino acids.